Messenger RNA from Anneissia japonica, 339 nucleotides. Its product is annotated as PHD finger protein ALFIN-LIKE 3-like. The transcript is spliced from 2 exons. Bases 1 to 339 code for a protein of 112 amino acids. Lineage: Eukaryota; Metazoa; Echinodermata; Crinoidea; Comatulida; Comatulidae. The record is from RefSeq and is a predicted model, not a curated record.
AUGCUGCCCUCAUGGAUAAAGACUCCUUGCACACAUGGCUUCCACGAGUUUUCAAGUCUUACAACAACUGCUGAGAAGCUGAGCAAGAAGACCAAGGUGAAGCGGCAAAGGAAGACCAAAAUGGCGGAUGGAAAAUCAACCAAACAGCAGCAAAAACAUCUCAAUCAGAAAGAAGCAAGCUCCGACGAAGACGAAGAAUGGCCAUGUCUUGUUUGUGGUGAGCUCUUCCGCAACAGUAGAGCAGGAGAGAAGUGGAUUCAGUGCACUGUAUGUCAGCUGUGGGCCCACGAGGAAUGCACACCUGGCGAAAGGGGAUACAUCUGUCAGAACUGUGAUUGA